AAUUCACUUCAACCAAUGGCUUCUUUCCAAAACUUCAACUUUGAAACUCAAAUUCCAUCAGAGGUUCUGAUAGCUCAGUUCAUGCAACUUCAUGCAAGCAUCUCUAAGCUAGAAUCUCUUAGGCCUUCUAAGCAAGUCAAUAGCCUUUUCACUCACUUAGUGAAACUCUGCACCCUCCCUUCAUCCAUUGACAUUGAGGCCUUGCCCCAAGAGGUCAAGAACAUACGUGAGAGUCUCAUUAGCCUAUGUGGUCGUGCUGAAGGGCUUUUAGAGCUUGAAUUCUCCACUUUCAUAAGCCACACACCCAAGCCAUUGAACAAUCUAACUCUCUUCCCUUACUAUGGCAACUAUGUCAAACUAGCAAACUUGGAGAACAAAAUCUUGAAAGAAAAUGGAGUGGUGAAUGCAAAGAAGGUAGCAUUUGUGGGGUCUGGUCCAAUGCCACUCACUUCAAUUAUAAUGGCCAUUCAUCACAUGGAAUCUACCCAUUUUGAUAACUUUGAUAUUGAUGAGAAGGCAAAUGAGGCUGCUCGCAAGAUUGUUGCUUCAGAUGCAGCACUUGAGAAGAGAAUGAAGUUUGAGACAUAUGACAUUAUGGAACUGAGAGAGAGGUUGGGGCAAUAUGAUUGCAUAUUUUUGGCAGCACUUGUGGGUAUGAGCAGAGAAGAAAAAGUAAAGAUUAUGGGACACAUAAGAAAGUACAUGAAGGAGGGUGGUGUUUUGCUUGUGAGAAGUGCUAAAGGUGCUAGAGCUUUCUUGUACCCUAUUGUUGAGGAGCAUGACUUGCUGGAUUUUGAGGUGCUUACCAUCUUUCAUCCAACAAAUGAUGUGAUCAACUCAGUUGUGCUUCUUCGCAAGCCUAAUGUUUAG
Molecule: messenger RNA, 870 nt
Organism: Gastrolobium bilobum
Lineage: Eukaryota; Viridiplantae; Streptophyta; Magnoliopsida; Fabales; Fabaceae
Product: nicotianamine synthase-like
Exons: 1
Coding region: 16-870 (284 amino acids)
Biological process (GO): nicotianamine biosynthetic process
Molecular function (GO): nicotianamine synthase activity
Source: RefSeq, a predicted model, not a curated record